Ceutorhynchus assimilis (cabbage seed weevil) is the source of this 4434-nucleotide messenger RNA. The record is from the annotation of a GenBank genome assembly. Lineage: Eukaryota; Metazoa; Arthropoda; Insecta; Coleoptera; Curculionidae.
AUGUGUGGGGUAACUAAAACCACCAAUCAGAAAAUCCCUUUUUUCCUUUUGUUUCUGAUCCUGCUCGUCAAUUCCAUCGAUGCCAAGUCGAAUCACGAAUCCUCUUUACCUGCCCACCAUCUGAGCUUCGGAUCGACUUACUCGUUUGGAGAAAGCACCAAGUGUCCAAGAUCUUGUGUCUGUUCCGGUACCACCGUGGAUUGUUCUCAUCGAGGCCUUACCGCUGUUCCGAGAGGGAUACCAACUGAUACUGAAAGACUAGAUCUUCAAGGAAACAAUAUCACUGCCGUUUACGAGUCUGACUUGCAAGAUUUGGGAAAGUUGAAGAUAUUGCAACUUUCAGACAACCAAAUAAAUAAAAUAGAGAAGGACUCUUUUCAGGAUCUUACAAGUUUAGAAAGAUUACGCCUGAAUGGAAACAGUCUGAAAAACAUUCCCGACAACUUAUUUGUUCCCGUUUUUAAAUUAUUUCGUUUAGAUCUCAGUCAUAACCAAAUAGCAGUGAUUGGCAAGAAGACUCUCAAGGGAGUCAGUGGAUUAAAAAACUUGCAACUCGACAACAACCAAAUAACAUGUAUAGACGAUUCGGCACUUCGGGACAUGAAAGACCUAGAAGUAUUGACUCUAAACAACAACAACAUAACAUGGAUAGGAAAAGACAUGUUCGCCAACAUGUUCCGCCUCCGCACACUUCGGCUGGCGGAAAAUCUACUACAUUGCGAUUGCAACCUUUCCUGGCUUGGAAGGUAUUUGAGGCACUCACCAAGACUGGCUCAAUACACCAGGUGCCACUCGCCCAGUCAUUUGAAGGGCCAAAACGUCGCAGACGUGAAGGAUCAUGAAUUUAAAUGUUCAGGCUUGGCUGAGAAAGCUAUCAGUGGAGAAUGCGUUAGUGAGCCACAAUGUCCGCACCCUUGCCGAUGCGCAGAAGGUAUUGUAGAUUGCAGAGAAAAGGGGCUCACGCAGGUACCUGAUCAUAUGCCCGAAACGACUACUGAAAUUCGUUUAGAACAAAACCAAAUCACACACAUUCCAAAUAAAGCGUUCUCUGUCUACAAGAGGCUGAGAAGAAUUGAUUUAAGUAACAACAAGAUAUCUAAAAUUGCCCCAGAUGCGUUUCAAGGCCUAAAAGGCUUAACAUCUUUGGUACUAUAUGGAAAUAAAAUAAAAGAGCUAUCCUCAGGUGUUUUCCAAGGACUAACAUCAUUGCAACUAUUGUUAUUAAAUGCAAAUGAAAUAUCCUGCGUUCGUCGAGAUACUUUCAAAGAUUUGCACAGUUUGAGCCUAUUGUCUUUAUACGAUAACAACAUCCAAUCUUUAUCCAACGGCAGUUUCGAUUCCCUCAGGAGCAUCCAAACCCUGCAUUUAGCCCGCAAUCCGUUCAUAUGCGAUUGCAACUUGAAAUGGCUCGCCGAAUACCUGCACAAGAAUCCGAUUGAAACGUCAGGAGCCCGAUGCGAGUCGCCCAAGAAAAUGCAAAGGAAAAGAAUAGAGACGAUGAAGGAUGAGAAAUUCAAAUGUAAGAGAAACGGUCAAGACGAAUUCAGGACAAUGUACGCAGGCGAGUGUCUCGUGGACAACGAAUGUCCAACUGGAUGCUCUUGUGACGGAUCUGUUGUGGACUGUUCAGGAAGAAACCUAAAAGACAUACCUAGAGAUAUUCCACUUUACACUACCGAACUAUUACUGAACGACAAUGAACUAGGCCGUAUAAAAUCGGACGGAUUAUUUGGCCGUCUACCCAAUUUAGUGAAGCUGGACUUACGUAGAAAUUUCAUUACAGGCAUCGAGGAAAAUGCUUUUGAAGGAGCUUCAAAGAUUUCAGAAUUAUUAAUAUCUGAAAAUAAACUCAUGGAAAUCCACAACAAAAUGUUUCUGGGACUGCACAGUUUGAAAGUUUUGUCUCUGAAUAACAAUCAGAUUACUUGCGUUAUGCCUGGAUCUUUUGAUCCAUUACAGUCUUUACACACUUUGAACUUAAUUCAAAAUCCCUUUGUUUGCAACUGUCACCUAGCGUGGUUCUCUGAAUGGCUAAAAAAUAAAGGCUUGAGUGGUUCUACGCCCCGUUGCGCAGGUCCUGAACGAGUCAAAGAUGUUCUAAUCAAGGAACUACCUAAAACUGAAUUUAAAUGCACCAGCGAAAAUGAUCAGGGUUGUUUGGGAGAUAAUUAUUGUCCACCUAUGUGUUCUUGUACAGGAACCGUUGUAAGGUGUACUAGAGCAAGCCUAAAAGAAAUACCCAGAGGUAUCCCCUCAGAAACUUCAGAAUUGUAUCUAGAUUUCAAUCAGAUUGACAGAAUUCAAGCGGAUCGUAUAAGCCAUUUGAAAUCACUUACGCGAUUAGAUUUGAGUAAUAAUCAAAUAGGCAUCCUAUCCAACUCCACCUUUACCACACUUUCAAAACUAUCUACCCUGAUAAUAAGCUACAAUAAACUACAAUGUAUUCAAAGAGGUUCCUUACAAGGCCUCAAAUCGUUGAGGAUAUUGAGUUUACACGGAAAUCAAAUCAGUUUGAUUCCAGAGGGGACUUUUGCUGGUCUAAAAAGUAUUAGCCACAUUGCUCUGGGUUCCAAUCCUCUAUACUGUGAUUGCUCAUUAAGAUGGCUAUCUGAUUGGGUUAAAGUAGAUUACGUGGAACCAGGAAUAGCUCACUGUGCAGAACCUUUCAAUAUGAAGGACAAAUCGAUAUUGAGCACGCCAUCUUCAGCAUUUAUUUGUAAAGGCCAAGUCUCUACGGAUAUUUUGGCCAAGUGCGACUCUUGCUACACUUAUCCAUGUCAGAAUAAUGGAAAAUGUCACUCAUUACCGGAAAAGGAUUACGAGUGCAAAUGCGCUCCAGGGUAUCACGGCAAAAAUUGCGAGUUUAUGAUCGAUGCCUGCUAUGGAAAUCCUUGUAGGAACCAGGGAACCUGUAAAGUUUUAGAGGAAGGCAGAUUUAGCUGCCAAUGUCUGCCAGGUUACACAGGCCUCAGAUGCGAAACAAACAUAGACGACUGCACUGAAAACAAAUGCGACAAUAAUUCUACUUGCGUGGACUUGGUGAACUCGUACGAGUGCAAAUGCCUUAAUGGAUUCAUGGGCGAGUACUGCGAGCGAAAAAUUCCCUUUUGUACUGAGCAAUACAAUCCUUGUGAAAAUAACGCUCGCUGUGUCGAUCACGAUAGUUAUUAUACUUGCGAGUGUAUACCUGGUUUUAAGGGCGCGAACUGCUCCAUCAACAUAGACGAUUGCGAGAACCACAUGUGCCAGAAUGGGGCUACUUGCGAGGACCGCAUAAACGAAUACCUCUGUAAAUGUUCGGGAGACUUUACAGGGAAAUUCUGCGAGAUCAGCCCCAUAGUGGCUAUGAUGUAUCCUCAAACCUCACCAUGUCAGCACCACGAUUGCGUGCACGGAGUUUGUUUCCAACCUAGCGGUUCGAACGACUAUUUGUGCAAAUGUGCACCAGGAUAUUCAGGAAAACGUUGCGAGUACCUGACAAGUCUCAGUUUCACUCACAACAACUCCUACGUCGAACUAGAACCUUUACGAACGAAACCCGAAGCAAAUGUCACAAUAGUGUUUGCUACGACCCAAGAAGAUGGAGUACUGAUGUACGACGGACACGAUGAACAUUUGGCGGUUGAACUUUUUAAUGGACGAAUUAGAAUUAGUUAUAAUGUAGGAAACUAUCCUGUGUCAACCAUGUAUAGCUUCGAGAUGGUCUCUGACGGUCAAUACCACAUAGCCGAGCUGAUAUCGAUCAAGAAAAACUUUACACUUCGCGUGGACCGUGGAUUAGCCCGGAGCAUCAUCAACGAUGGACCAAAAGACUUUUUAAGACUGACAUCGCCUAUGUUUCUGGGAGGAAUACCACCUGAACCUGGCGAACAUGCCUUCAACGAUUGGCAUUUGAGGAAUUUGACUAGUUUUUAUGGUUGCAUGAAGGAAGUGUGGAUCAACCAUAAGCAAGUGGACUUUGGCAACGCAAAAACUCAGCAAAAAGUGCAACCCGGAUGUGGCCUUAUCGAAGACAAAUUUGAUGAUGAAUUACAGGAAGAUGAAAUGGACGAAAUGAUUGAAGAACCUCCAGCACCUCCUCAAGAUCCUUGCACGAGUAAUAAAUGUAAACAUGACAGUAAAUGCGUGCCAACAACUGGAGGCGAAUACAGCUGUAAAUGUAAAGCAGGUUACAAAGGAAAGUUCUGCGAGCAAGGUGAGGACGAGUCUCCAACUUGUAAAAAAGAACAAGUAAGAGAGUAUUACUCAGAAAAUGGCUGCAGAUCAAGAAAACCACUGAAAAUUGCAAAAUGUAUUGGCACUUGCGGAUCAAGCUGUUGUCAUGCUAGAAAAAGCAAAAGACGAAAGGUUCGUCUUAUAUGUUCCGACGGUACCAGAUACACAAAAGACAUCGACGUAGUGCGCAAAUGCGCCUGCACAAAGAAAUGCUACUGA